AUGCAUCGUCAGAACUUCUUCAGGAUCUUGCUGCUCUCAUCUGAAGAGGCCAAAACGGCAGCUGCCAAAGCAAGAAUCGAACGACUUUCCAUGCUCGACGGCGGAAAGAAUGUAGCUGUGAUGCUGCUCCUAGACCAGAGUGGACGUGUGGACUCACUGGUUGACUUGCAGAUGAGAAAGAGCCCCAGCAUCGUGACGCACGGCAUGGCCUCCGUCCCCAUAAUCCCCAUGUCGUCUGCAGCGGAACUAGUCGGACGCUUGGAUGCCCUGCGCCGUCAAUGUGCUCCAGCCCAUACCGCCAGCGUUUCCCGUCGUCGCAGCCAUGCCGAUGGAGUGGCAGAGAUACGCGGGCUCGCAUCGCAUUGCGUGCACGGCCAGGCUCUCCCUCCGGAACAUGUGGACAUCCUGACUGACGUUUCGGCGGGAUUGGGGAGCUUGGCACAGCUCGUGUUUAGUGUAGAGGGACAGAGGAAGAUUUGCGACUUGCUCGGCGAUGCGCAGGGCGGUAGGGUGAUUUCAUUUUUUACGCAUGGGCACGAGGCCAAUCGCCGUUUGAGCAUCUGGGGACAGGCUCAGUCAUCCAAGGGCGAGAGAGGCGGACAGGGCCAGUAG
Trichoderma breve is the source of this 612-nucleotide messenger RNA. RefSeq lists its product as uncharacterized. The coding region runs from base 1 to 612 and encodes 203 amino acids. The record is from RefSeq and is a predicted model, not a curated record. The transcript is spliced from 2 exons. NCBI's taxonomy places the organism in Eukaryota, Fungi, Ascomycota, Sordariomycetes, Hypocreales, Hypocreaceae.